Messenger RNA from Blastocystis hominis, 3036 nucleotides. RefSeq lists its product as hypothetical. The record is from RefSeq and is a predicted model, not a curated record. Gene Ontology annotation, biological process: endoplasmic reticulum to Golgi vesicle-mediated transport; protein localization to phagophore assembly site. Gene Ontology annotation, cellular component: cytoplasmic vesicle; phagophore assembly site; TRAPPIII protein complex. Bases 1 to 3036 code for a protein of 1011 amino acids. The transcript has 8 exons. NCBI's taxonomy places the organism in Eukaryota, Bigyra, Opalinata, Blastocystidae.
AUGGUAUCCUAUUCACAACUGCGGAAGUUGGUUGAGGAUCACUAUAAACCACUCAUUGCAGUUGAGUCAUCGAAUUUUGCAGAGCAAGUAUGCAAAAGAGUAGGUUUGUCAACCAUCCAGUUGCUCCGCCCCUAUGCAGAACAAGAAAAUUUAAUGAGUUUCAUCAAGUUUGAAAAUCGGAGUGUUCCUCUUGAUCGUGUCUCAUUUCAUCUGGAAUACACGGAGUCGAUAAGCCAUUGGGAUGAAACAAAAAUCGAGGAAUCCCUUCUCCAAACCCUAAUUCUACACAAGCCUUCUACUGAUACGAUUCAUCAAAUGGUUCGUGAUCUUUGUGAUGGAAAAGCGACAACCGAUACAAAUCAAGAUUGGCUCCUUGACUUUACUUCGUCUUUGCUAACUGCUUGCCGUUUUGGGGAAUUCAACUUACUGCAUCAUCCACUUGGCGUGUUUUUAGUCGUUUCGAGCGAUGAUCCAGACCCUAUCCUGCGGUUUGAUGAAUUGUCGCAGCGAGUGCUCCAUUAUCCACGGUUCUCGAUGGGGAUGUACAACAAAGCAAUUCCGUUUUUCUACAUUCUGCUCCACGACACUGGCUCCCGUGUCGAUGUCGAUGACCUGCUUCGACGAAUGAAAUCUUCGUUUAACGCUUCCCAGUGCAAAGUCAUUCGCUUUAACACCGAUGCUAAAGAAUCUCUGGACUGGGGAGACGACGAGUCCUCUCCCAGCUUCGCUCUUUCCGCGGAAAACGAGCAAAGCGUGCGCGAAAUCAUGCAAAACGUCAUUUCGAAAAGCAUUUUACCGAACCUGCAAAGGCUCAUCGAGUCCUAUACGCAAGCAGUGAUCGCAGAUCGUCGUGGCAGCUCGAACAUUCUAGCGACCAAUCAGGAAGAAGAACUGGUUCUGUACCAUUGCGACACGAUCGAGUUUAAGAUUCGUUUUCUCGCCGAUAUGGCGUUUCUCUUCCACGACUACGAGUCCGCAAUCGAUUACUACCAAAUGAUAUUCGAUGAUUAUCGCACCACGAGCUCCUUCUUCCAGCUCGGCGAGGUUUUCUCCAUGGUCGCACUCGCCUUCUUUCUCCUCGGAUCGCAGCCCGGACAGGGCGGCAUCCAAGUCCGCGAGGUGCAAUACUAUUUCAAGCAGGCCUCCAAGUUCUACGCACUCACCACCACGCCCAUCGCUCGUUUCCACGAUUCUCUCUCCCUCAUUCUCCUUUUACUCUCCAUGGGGUGCCAGGAACUCGCUCGCAAAGCCCAGAUCAUUUCUCUCCACGAUCAAAUCGCCCUCCUCGCCUCCUACACCUCCGUCUACGACACCAUUUCCGCGGUUUUCCUCACUUGGGCAGGCCUCCUACAGCUCCAAAACCGCCAGAAACGCGCCUCGUUCUCCCUCGUCCUCGCGUAUCUCCGCUAUCACAAACUCCGCCUGCCCGCCUACGCCGCGUGGAAUCUUCUCACCGCCUGGACCGCCAUGAAAACCGCGGAAUGGCCCCACAUCCAAUCCUAUUUCAAAACGAAACUCCUCGAUCUUCUCGCCGAGGAAACGCCCUUCGAUGAGGAACUCUUUCGAAGGGUCCAGUCCAUGGCCUAUGGAUCGAAUUCGAUGGAAGCCACCCGCCAAAAUGUCCCGAUUCCCGAUUUUUUCAAGCCCAUCGAGAACAUUCCCGCGGGUUUCGCCCCCUUCGCUGCGCAAAUCGCGGUUCCGCUCAUCCGGUCCACGUGCGUACGCUAUCAGGAGAACCGCGGGGAGGACGACCCCGCGAACUGGCCGCAUCUGAGCGAUAACCGCGAGGAAGACGUCCGAUUUGCCGCGAUUCUGAGCCGGAUCGUUCGAAGUCACGUGACCGCGUCGAAGAUUCCCCAGUUCCACGAAGGCGACGGGUACAACCGAAAAGGGGAAAAAAGGGAAACCGUGGUAUCGAUCGGCCAGAAAAUCGCGGUGGAAAUCGAGGUCCAAAACCCGCUCAACGAAGUUUUGAAAUGCCCCAAAAUCGAUUUGGGGGUUCGUGGAAACGUGGAAACCCAGUCGAGCUCGAUGGAAUUGGGUCCGUUGGAGCGGAAAGUGCUCACGCUGUUUGUGGUUCCGCGGGAAUCGGGCGAAAUUGACAUCGAAGAGAUUCGGUUCGAGGUCGAAACGGCCUCUCAAAAACGCAAAAUAACCGCGAAACAGCCGCUUUCGCUUCCCGGAAUUCGAUUGAAUCACACGCUGGAGCAGCGUCAGAACAAUAUCCGCGGGAAUGACACCGCGUUGCACAUGCAUGUCGUCCCGCAGGAUUGCGCGCUGAGCGUCGAGCUGGGCGAAUUCCACGAUUUCCACUAUUUCUCAGAGCUCUCGAAACUCCCCAUUACUCUCACGAACCGCGGGAAUUGCCCGAUUUCGGGGGUAAUCCUGCUGACAAACAACUAUCAUUGGUUCCCUCAUCAAUUGAAUCGAACGGUCUGCGAUGCUCUUUUCUCGCUGGGCACCAGCAGCGAGGCCGACCCCGUGCAGUGCUACUCUCUUUUAAAAGAGGGAGAGACGCUCCCGGAGGGAGUUUCACUGGAGAUCGGGAGUUUCAUUCACUUUCCGGAGAGCGAGGAGAAUGAGUUCGUGCGCGAAGGAACGAACAUUCCGAUGAAACGCCUUAUUCAUUGCAAGGAGCAGAAAAUCGCGGUGAAUGAGGGGGUUUCGUUCUAUAAAACGAUUGUGGAAAACGUGUCCGACGAGCAAAAAAUCGAGAGAAUUUCGGUCGUUUCAUCCUGUCCCUACUGCCAUAUCCAGCCCAUGUUCCCCGCGGUUCUGAAGGAUAUUGUUCCAGGUACGGUGCACAGCAUAAUCACGGGAAUAACCGCGCAAUUGGAGGAUGCAAAGAAGGAAAAGAGCGAAACGGAAAAAGGGAAUUCCAUUUAUACGGACUUUAUUGAGCAUUUCAAUCCUUUGGAGCUACGAUUAAGUCGAUUAAAUUUGGUUCCCAAAUUAGCAGAUAAAGAUCACCGAUUUGUGGACAUUGUGUGGAAAAUGGAGAAUCGGUCUGGAUAUUAUAUGAAACUCAUUGAAUAA